Exophiala spinifera is the source of this 1644-nucleotide messenger RNA. RefSeq lists its product as uncharacterized. The transcript has 8 exons. The record is from RefSeq and is a predicted model, not a curated record. The coding region runs from base 1 to 1644 and encodes 547 amino acids. Gene Ontology annotation, biological process: transmembrane transport. Gene Ontology annotation, cellular component: membrane. Gene Ontology annotation, molecular function: transmembrane transporter activity. Lineage: Eukaryota; Fungi; Ascomycota; Eurotiomycetes; Chaetothyriales; Herpotrichiellaceae.
AUGGCUCCCGAUCAAACGGAUCCAAAAAAUCCAACCCCUACCCAAGGGCUCACCUCCUCUGCCAAUACCAACAAAGCAGAAGACGGUAUUGUGCAGUCAGCCACCGCUCUACCAGAAAUCGACUCCGACCAUCUGCACGUUGUUGACAGGGGCGGGGAGAAGGGACUGCGAGAUACUGACAGCUCGCAAAACGACAUCAUAGGAUAUGAUCCUCAGCUCAUGCGGGCUCGAGCAAUACUGACGGUCGAUGAAGAGACAAAAGUGCUCCGGCGAGUAGAUUGGCGUCUUCUUCCUCUGUUGGCCAUCAUGUAUGUGGUCAAGAAUGUUGAUACUUCCAAUGUCUCCAACGCUCGUAUUAUGGACCGCGGAACGCCGCAGAAUAUCAUGACUGAGCUGGGAAUCAGUGCGAACGAAUACAAUUGGGUCGUAACAGCGUAUUAUAUUCCAUACAUUCUUGCAGAAGCGCCUUCAAACCUGGUCCUCAAAAAGAUGCGUCCCUCCGUUUUUCAAGCUCGGAUCAUGGUCUCCUGGGGUAUUGUUCUCUGCUGUCAUGCUGCAGUUCAGAAUGGCGCCGGCUUGUAUACUGUUCGAGCAUUCCUUGGACUAGCUGAAGCUGGGAUGUGGCCUGCUGCAAUUUUGCAGCUGUGCUAUUGGUAUCGGCCGGACGAGAUCGCCCCCCGUGUCGUCUUGGUCACUCUGCUGGGUAACUUUGCGACCAUCAUUAGCGGUAUAUUAGCCUUCGCCUUCAACGGUGUUUAUGCUAGGGGGUUGUCUGGCUGGAAGUGGCUCGUCCUAACAGAGGGAAUGUUCACGGUACUGUUAGGAAUUGUCGUAUAUUUCUUGCUUCCGGAUUUUCCGAAUACAGCCCCAUGGUUGUCGGAUAAAGAGAAAGCUUUCUUGCAAGCGAGACUACCAAGAGCUGCACCCCGAGCAAUCGAGGAAAAUUUCAACUGGAAUGAGUUCAUCACGACUCUCAAGGAUAAGCGAAUCUGGAUGUUCUUGUUCGUCUGGGGAUUCUACACAGUGGGAACGACUGGCCUUGGAUUCUACCAGCCCACCGUCGUCGCGAACCUAGGGUUCACUGGCAUAGCAAAAUCUCAACUCCUCAACAUACCGUCGGCAGUCUUGUCUACGGCACUCUCACUCUUUUUCGGCUUCGUCUCCUCGACCGGCCGUAUUCCACAGCCACUGAUCCCACUUAGUUACUCGAUUGUCCUGUUGGCCCUAUAUGGCGUGCUCUACGCUUUUCCCAGCACUGGAGGGGUGUAUACGGCAACAAUCUUGGCUGGAGCUAUAUCGACUUCAUGGUAUACAAUGAUUUGGCCAUGGCGAGUGCAGACCACCUCAGGAGCCACCGGAUCCGCAUUUGCGCUUGCGUUUGCAAACAGCUAUGGUCAGAUUGGAGGUGCUGUUGGCGCUCAUCUCUUCAAUUCUCGUUUUGCGCCGCGGUACACCACAUCAUUCGGUAUCGCGAUGGGCUUCAUUGGUGGCAGUAUUCUCGCAGACCUUGUCGCCUGGAAAUUCACGUGGAGGGUAGAUGUCGAGACUCGGCGACUGAAGAGAGCCAGGAUUGCAGCAGCCAAGGAGAACAAGACGGUUCUGGAAGAUGUCGAUCUCCAUCUUGAAAAGGGAAAGCCUCUUUGA